AUGAGAGCAAACAUGGCUGCGGCUACGGCGAUCUCUCAGCUCGGAUGCUUCUCCGCCGUCCACCGUAGCAUGCACCUCCGCCGCCGGUCGCUUCUAUUCCCUUCGCCUCGCUCCAAGUUAUCAGUUGCUAUGAGUCUGGAGAGGCAUGACACAGAUACUGCUGGGACUGAUACAAAAAAUACACUAAGUUAUGCAGCUGAUGUGUCAAAGCCCCAUGUUGAAGAAAAGCAGAACUCAUAUUCAACAGAAGACGACCAUGACGCUGAAAAAGUAGGUUUUGGAAAGGCAAUACAAGAAAGUGUUGAUCAACCAAAGAAGACUGCAAAAAUUCAUGACUUUUGUUUAGGCAUUCCGUUUGGUGGAUUAGUUUUAACUGGAGGGAUUGUUGGAUUCCUUUUUUCAAGGAGUGCUGCAACACUGAGCAGUGGUGUGCUCUUUGGUGGUGCUUUACUGUUGCUCAGCACCCUUAGCUUGAAGGUCUGGAGGCAAGGAAAAUCAAGUUUACCGUUUAUUUUAGGACAAGCAGCAUUGUCAGGGAUUCUUAUCUGGAAGAACUUCCAAAGUUACUCAUUGGCAAAGAAAAUAUUUUCAACUGGCUUUAGUGCUAUUAUAAGUUCUGCAAUGCUCUGCUUUUAUUUAUAUGUGCUUAUCUCUGGAGGAAAUCCCCCACCUAAGAAAUUGAAGCCAUCUGCCAGCACUGCAUAA
Molecule: messenger RNA, 705 nt
Organism: Sphenostylis stenocarpa
Lineage: Eukaryota; Viridiplantae; Streptophyta; Magnoliopsida; Fabales; Fabaceae
Source: the annotation of a GenBank genome assembly